AUGCUUUAAAGUAGUUAUCGAGAGGGAUUACAGCUGAAAAAUGCCUUAACUAACAUUGGGUCUAAUUAGUUGAAUCUCAAAUCGAUUUCUCAAGACACAAUUGAAGCAGAUAAAAUUAAAGAGAUAAAUGAGAAAACUAUUUUAACAAUAUCAAUCUCAACCAACUACAUGCUCAAUAGAAUGAGUAAGCGGUUUGAUUGUCUAAUUCCAAUCAAAAAGACUCAAUGCUAUCUAAUUGACGAAAUGGGAACAAAAGUAGAUUAGUUAUUUAAGAAAUUCAAUUUAUAAAUUAAUAAUGUGGAUUAUAUGAGUGACCAUAUCAAAAGAUUAACUGAAAAAGUAAAUUAGGAUAUCAAAAUAAGACAUUCGCAUUAUAAUUCUAACAUCAAAAUUUAAGAUUACAAAAAUUAUUCGCAAAUAUCCCAAGACCACUUCAAAAACAAGCAAACAUUCAACUCAUUCAGUAAUAUUGAAUAGAAAAGCAGAUGUCGACAAAGAACUAAAUUAGUUGAUAUCCUAAAAACAUCCCAUAGAAUAGAAAGACUGGUGACGAAUGAAUUUCAACUUAAUUAAUAUAAUGAGGUCAUUUUAGAAAAGCUAUUUAUUGAUCAUCAUUUAUAUUAGGUUCUGUAAGAAUUUAAUAAGAACAAAAAAAAUCCUUUGAUUUAUGAGAAACUAUUUAGAACCUUGGAAAAUUUCGAAACCCCUCACAAAGUGGAAAUGAAAUUGUUGGCAGAUCAAUUCAAAGACAUAACACAAAAUAAAACUCAUGAGGAUAUUUGCGAAAAAAUUAUCAGAAACACUGUAACUCAUCUAGAAAAUGAUAUGCUUAAAUAAAUUGGACAUAUUGACUUGUAAAAUUUAAAUAGAAAAUUUAAAGAAUAUUAUCUUCCGUAUUUGCAUGACAAUGAAAUAUAUUAAGUUGGAUAGUUUUAUCCAAGUGGUAUUCUCCUUGUAUUGAUGAGAUGCGGAAAAAUAAACGAAGCAGAGAAAAUACUCUAAACACUCAUUUCUAACGAUUAGAAUUUUGCCUAAUAAUUCUUAAGCUUCUUUGAUUUGGUUAACCUAAUUACAUAUUAAAAAAAAGUCAUCAAUCAAAAUGAUGUUGAAGAGAAAUAUAGGUAAUAAUGUUGUGAUAUCAUAUUGCAAUAAUGUUAUUGGUUAUUAAUGGAUGUAAGUGAAGCAUAUGAUGUUUUUGAGGAAACCAAGUUCCAAAAAGAUAAGGACUUUUUCUUUUGGAUGAUUUUGAAAACGGCUCACGUCUCCGAAAAUUAUAUUUAAUAUGAAAGAUAAGAGUAUGAAUCAAAAAAAUCAUUUCCUCAUUGGACUUUGGCAGAAUUACAUGAGGUCAUACCUUAAACAUCUGUUUGCCUAAGAACUAAUCUCUUUUUACAAAGGUAUGAUUACAUUUUGAAUGAAUUAUACAAAAUUCAAAAUUAGUGCCUUUCACAAAUUGAAUAUUUCAUUUUAAAUUCAGUGAUUACAACCCUUAACAUCAAAUCACAAAUUAAUUAAGAUAUUGAAAAAUAAACUAAAUGGAUAAUCGACAAUAUUGUAAAUUAUACUUAGAACAAAUAUCCUCUUAUUUCUUGUUUGAUUUUAAGUGUUGCUGAAUAUAAUACUGAGUCUAUUGCAAAUUUACUGUAAAGAAGCAAUCAUGUCUCUUAAGUAUUGAGCGAUAAAACCACAAAGGAGAACUUGGAAAGCAUUUUUGGACUUUAUCAAUUACUUAAAAUCAUAAAUGAAAUGGUUCAUCAGCAUUUUGAAAAAAACUUGCACUCUGCUCUGAAAGAUUUAUAAUAAUAAUUGGCUAUGGCCUCAACAAAAAAUUAAAUCAGUGACUGCUAAACUGCAAUAUUUUUGAAAUUAGAUGAAAUGAGCAAUUAUAUCAGACUAUUGCUUAAUUAAAACUAAGAAACUCUGAUAGAAACAGCUAUCUAUUUAUAUCAUGAAACCUAAUUUGUUUUGAUAAUAGCUAGCUUCAUAGUCAAUUAAUAUUAUAUUUCAUAGUUAGGUGUCAAAUAGGAUAAAGGAUAGCAUUUAGCUAGAAAUUUAGAGAUAUUACAUCCUAAAAUAAAGAGUUUAGCAAAGACUUUUAAAUAAUAUUAUUACUUGCAUAGAUUUUAAUUGAUUGAGAUAUUUUAAUUAACUUCUGCAUUAAUCAGAUAAGAUUAAAUCUCAUUAAAUGAAAUUAAUUCUAUGUUAGUCAAUAUAAAUGUGCGUGAACUAUCGAAAUGUUUAUUAGAUAAUAAGUAAGUGCAUUUAAUGAAGAUGGUUUUCUGCUAAAUUUUGUAUUUAAUUUAAGAGAAAAAAGAUCUUGAUAAAUCGCUAACAAUUGCCAAAAUAAAAGAAUUUAACGAGACUUUACUUAAAUAUCCUGUCUCCUAAGGGAUAAGAAUUUGUAAGUAGGAAGUUCAAUUUUCUUAGAGUAGUGUAGAUAUACUAAACAAUUAUUCAAAGAUAUUACAGAUAUAUUGA
This is a messenger RNA of Paramecium tetraurelia, 2478 nucleotides long. RefSeq lists its product as uncharacterized. The record is from RefSeq and is a predicted model, not a curated record. The transcript has 5 exons. NCBI's taxonomy places the organism in Eukaryota, Ciliophora, Oligohymenophorea, Peniculida, Parameciidae.